Molecule: messenger RNA, 1158 nt
Organism: Chinchilla lanigera (long-tailed chinchilla)
Lineage: Eukaryota; Metazoa; Chordata; Mammalia; Rodentia; Chinchillidae
Source: RefSeq, a predicted model, not a curated record
AUGUAUGGCGGCGGAAACGGAGAAGCGGCAGCGGCCUGCGUGAUGGAUGGACGAGGGCAGAAGGGCGAGGGACGCGCUGAGCGUCUGUGGGUGGAUGCUCAGAGGGCAGUCUCUUUUGCUGACAUCUGCCUAGCUAAAAAGCAUACACAGUCUCCAGUCACUCUCAGCAGAAAGAUCAGGAUGCUUACUGUGCUGGAGAUCUCACUGCUCUGCCCUGUGACUGUUUCUGAAGGAAAAAGUGCAUGGGAAAUGCCGUCCACCUUUGAAAGAAUGAGGUCAUUGUGCUUAAUCAGAUCUCCCAAAGAAAGUGAGGAAAAUGAAAAGCAAGAAAAAGCUGCUAAGACACUCAACCUCUUGGCCAUGUUUUGCCUCAUUCUUCAGUGCAACGGGGAAAAAAGAUUAUCGUCCUGGAAGAGAAGAGGUGUGUUCUGCUCUGCCCUUUGCCAGGUCCAUGGCUCUCUACCCUAUGCCCACCCAGCUGAUUCCAGUGUCUCUGCCAAGCGGGAACAACGCUCCCCCAUCCUCACUAGAAACAGCACCAGGGCAAGCCAGGCAUAUGUUCCAGAAAUGCUCCACUUCAUUAAAAGUAGCAACUCCUGCCCCUUUGCUCUUCCAGGUCAUUAUCAUGGCCAGCCUAUGAGAAAGUGCAACACGAGGCUGUGUCUCUCCAUCACGGACUUCCACCCUGACACGUGGAACACAGCCUGGUCCGUCUCCACCACCCCCACUGGGCUGCUCAGCUUCAUGGUGGAAAAGGGCCCCACCCUGGGCAGCAUAGAGACACAGGACUUUAAGAAAAGACAACGGGCAGCACAUUUAGCGUUUAAUUUAAAAGAUAAAGUUUUUUGUGAAUUAUUUCCUGAAGUUGUGGAGGAAACUAAACAAAAGCAGAAAGCACAUGACGAACUCAGUAGCAGGCCGCAGACUCUCCCCCUGCCAGAUGUGGUUCCCAAUGGAGAAACGCAAUACGGCCAGAACGGGAUCCAGCUUCUCAACGGGCCUGCGCCUGGUGCCGGCCCGAACCUGGCACGGCUACAGCGGGCCAACCGGUACCAUGGACUCCCGGGUGGUGCUCUGGCGAACUUGUUUGUUAUAGUUGGGUUUGUAGCCUUUGCCUACACCGUCAAGUACGGGCUGAGAAGCACAGCGCAAGGGUGA